This is a messenger RNA of Gongylonema pulchrum, 303 nucleotides long. The record is from the annotation of a GenBank genome assembly. NCBI's taxonomy places the organism in Eukaryota, Metazoa, Nematoda, Chromadorea, Rhabditida, Gongylonematidae.
AUGGCAUCACUUCGGACGAAACUCCCUGCACUGUUACUGUCUCCGAGCGCGAACACAAGAGUGUUAGAUGCAUUCUAUCACAAGAAAGUCAUCGAUCAUUACGAGCAUCCGCGGAAUGUCGGCUCUCUGGACAAGGACGAUCCGAGUGUUGGCACCGGCAUUGUCGGAGCGCCGGCUUGCGGCGACGUCAUGAAGCUUCAAAUAAAAGUCGAUGAGAACGGCAAAAUAAUAGAUGCGAAAUUCAAGACGUUUGGCUGCGGCUCGGCGAUCGCAUCGAGCAGUCUGGCAUCCGAAUGGAUCAAG